This is a messenger RNA of Camarhynchus parvulus, 1438 nucleotides long. It is a transcript of the gene GABRA6, whose product is annotated as gamma-aminobutyric acid type A receptor alpha6 subunit. NCBI's taxonomy places the organism in Eukaryota, Metazoa, Chordata, Aves, Passeriformes, Thraupidae. Gene Ontology annotation, biological process: regulation of postsynaptic membrane potential; nervous system process; monoatomic ion transmembrane transport. Gene Ontology annotation, cellular component: synapse; neuron projection; GABA-A receptor complex. The transcript has 10 exons. Gene Ontology annotation, molecular function: GABA-gated chloride ion channel activity; inhibitory extracellular ligand-gated monoatomic ion channel activity; transmitter-gated monoatomic ion channel activity involved in regulation of postsynaptic membrane potential. The record is from RefSeq and is a predicted model, not a curated record. Bases 1 to 1398 code for a protein of 465 amino acids.
AUGGCUCUGCUGCUCGCCUGGGCGUGUGUGGCUGUGAGCGUGGGGACAGCGCUGGGGGACCAGGGCGACGGGGCGGACCUCUACUCGGAAAACAUCACUCGCAUCCUCGACAAGUUGUUGGACGGCUACGACAACAGGCUCCGACCGGGAUUUGGAGGCGCCGUGACAGAAGUCAAGACGGACAUCUACGUGACCAGCUUCGGGCCGGUGUCCGACGUGGAGAUGGAAUACACAAUGGAUGUCUUCUUUCGUCAGACAUGGACUGAUGAGAGGCUGAAGUUUAGUGGGCCAACUGAAAUAUUGAGACUGAACAAUUUAAUGGUCAGUAAAAUUUGGACACCAGACACGUUUUUUAGAAAUGGAAAAAAAUCAAUUGCUCACAAUAUGACAACUCCUAACAAACUUUUCAGAAUUAUGCAGAAUGGAACUAUUCUUUACACUAUGAGACUAACCAUUAAUGCUGACUGUCCUAUGAGGUUGGUGAAUUUCCCAAUGGAUGGACAUGCUUGUCCACUGAAAUUUGGAAGCUAUGCUUAUCCAAAAAGUGAAAUAAUUUAUACUUGGAAAAAAGGACCAUUGCAUUCAGUAGAAGUACCCCAGGAGUCUUCCAGUCUUCUCCAGUAUGACCUCAUAGGACAAACUGUAUCUAGUGAAACAAUUAAAUCUAACACAGGUGAAUACGUAAUCAUGACAGUUUAUUUCCACUUGCAAAGGAAGAUGGGCUACUUCAUGAUACAGAUAUACACUCCUUGCAUUAUGACAGUCAUUCUUUCUCAGGUGUCUUUCUGGAUUAACAAGGAGUCUGUUCCAGCCAGGACAGUUUUUGGAAUCACCACAGUUCUCACCAUGACCACCCUGAGCAUCAGCGCUCGCCACUCCCUGCCCAAGGUGUCCUACGCCACCGCCAUGGACUGGUUCAUUGCCGUGUGCUUUGCUUUUGUCUUCUCUGCACUCAUUGAGUUUGCUGCUGUCAACUACUUCACCAAUCUCCAGGCUCAGAGAGCAAUGAGGAAGGCAGCCAGGGCAGCAGCACUGGCAGCAGCACUAUCAGCAGCAACUGUACCGGCAGAGGACGAGAUUGUCUCGCAUUCUGACUCCAACUCUAACCUGAAGAAGAGAGUGAACUCCAUAGCAUCUCAGGCAGAGCAGUCUCCUGAACCCAGCAUAAUAUCAAAUACUGCAUCCCAGUGUCAACCUCUGCCUGUUCCUCCACCAGCCCCACCACAACCACCAGCCAUUGGAGGUGCAAGUAAAAUAGACCAGUAUUCCAGGAUCCUCUUUCCAGUGGCAUUUGCAGGAUUCAACCUGGUGUACUGGGUUGUUUAUCUUUCAAAAGACACUAUGGAAUUUUUUGAACCUUCAGCAAUGCCUUUUCGAAAUGACCCUCAGUCCAACUGAAGAACAGCUCAAGAUUUCAAGGAAAUCACUCAAGGUCACA